Molecule: messenger RNA, 2041 nt
Organism: Impatiens glandulifera
Lineage: Eukaryota; Viridiplantae; Streptophyta; Magnoliopsida; Ericales; Balsaminaceae
Product: lysine histidine transporter-like 8
Exons: 5
Coding region: 348-1913 (521 amino acids)
Cellular component (GO): plasma membrane
Source: RefSeq, a predicted model, not a curated record
AUGAGUUGAUCAGCAGUAUAUCAUUCAUCGAGAUCCGCGAAAUAGUCUCUCCUCUGCUCAACGGUCAGGAUUCUCUGUUUCCCAAACUUUCACGCAACUCUCUACCCCCUCUUCUUCCUCCCUCAGCUAGACCUCAUGCUCUCUGUCAGAAGAGAAAGAGAGAGAGAAAGAGAGAGUUUUAUGAUAAAGAAAGUGGGUCUAGUCUCAUUUUCACACUCACAAAUCACAUCACAACUCAGAAUUAGGGCCAGUGGGUCUCUCUCUUUACCCUAUAUUCUUCCACACCCACUCUCACUCUGAUUCCCAUACAAACACUACACUUCCAAAAACCCUGAAUCAGACUAAUAAUGGACGAGAGACCGGAGUCGGAGCUAAUAUCUAUACCGGCAACUCCCCGUGCAUCCACGCCGGAGACUCAAACACCAUCUGGACAGAGAUCUCCAAGGACUACCUCUGCAGCGAUUGGGAAAGAAACAAGGUCAUGUACACCUACAUCUUUCAUAUCUCCGCGAUUCCUGAGCCCGAUUGGAACUCCAAUGAAGAGGGUUUUAACUAAUAUGAAAGGAUAUCUUGAAGAAGUUGGUCACCUCACUAAGCUGAACCCACAAGAUGCUUGGCUUCCCAUUACUGAAUCUCGAAAUGGAAAUGCUCAUUAUGCUGCCUUCCAUAACCUCAACGCUGGAAUCGGAUUUCAAGCAUUGUUGCUUCCUGUUGCCUUUUCUUUCCUUGGCUGGAGCUGGGGAAUACUUUCAUUAAUGAUUGCUUACUUAUGGCAACUUUACACCUUAUGGAUUCUGGUUCAACUACAUGAAGCUGUUCCUGGGAAAAGAUACAACAGAUAUGUGGAGCUUGCACAAGCUGCAUUUGGAGAAAGAUUGGGUCUCUGGCUUGCUCUGUUCCCAACUGUUUACCUUUCUGCUGGUACCUCAACUGCUUUAAUUCUCAUAGGAGGGGAAACUAUGAAACUCUUCUUUCAGAUAGUUUGUGGACCACUCUGCUCAUCGAAUCCUCUUUCGACAGUUGAGUGGUACUUAGUAUUCACAUCCCUUUGUAUCGUCUUGUCCCAACUUCCAAAUCUCAAUUCAAUUGCUGGAUUGUCUUUAGUUGGAGCUAUAACUGCCAUUAUUUACUGCACUAUGGUUUGGGUUCUAUCUGUGAGCCAACCAAGGCCACCUUCAAUGUCAUACGAACCAAUUUCAUUACAUUCUUCUGCUGCCACUAUCUUUUCCAUCAUGAAUGCUCUAGGUAUAGUUGCCUUUGCUUUCAGGGGACAUAAUCUAGUGUUGGAGAUUCAGGCCACAAUGCCAUCGACUUUCAAGCAUCCGGCUCAUGUACCCAUGUGGAAAGGUGCUAAAGUUGCUUAUUUCUUAAUUGCUAUGUGCUUGUUUCCAGUUGCAAUAGGAGGCUUCUGGGCUUAUGGGAAUCAGAUGCCUCCAGGAGGGAUGCUGAGUGCACUGUUUGCAUUCCACAGUCAAGACAUACCAAGAGGGCUUCUAGCGAUGACAUUCCUUUUAGUAGUGUUCAACUGUCUCAGUAGCUUCCAAAUAUACUCAAUGCCUGUUUUCGACAGCUUUGAAGCCAGCUACACAAGUCGAACGAACCGCCCAUGUUCGAUCUGGGUGAGGUCCUGUUUCAGGGUAUUCUAUGGUUUCAUAUCACUCUUAAUUGGAGUGGCACUCCCUUUCCUGUCUGGCCUAGCUGGUCUUCUAGGAGGGCUAACACUUCCGGUUACAUUUGCUUAUCCUUGCUUCAUGUGGGUUCUGCUAAAGAAACCGGCUAAGUAUAGCUUCAAUUGGUACCUCAAUUGGAUUCUUGGUUGGAUCGGGAUUGGUUUCAGUUUGGCGUUUUCGGUUGGAGGAAUUUUGAGUUUGGUUAAUAAUGGAAUUAAACUCAAAUUCUUCAAGCCAAACUAAUGUUGUUCUUAUGGUCUUGAGGUUAUAUGUAUCAAAUAUAUGACCACUUUGUUGUUGUAAUGACUAAUUUGUAUUCUUAUGUUGUAUCAAAAAAUGAGACAUUUUUAUUACUAUUUGUAGUUAAGUGA